Messenger RNA from Suillus plorans, 522 nucleotides. RefSeq lists its product as uncharacterized. The transcript has 4 exons. The coding region runs from base 1 to 522 and encodes 173 amino acids. Lineage: Eukaryota; Fungi; Basidiomycota; Agaricomycetes; Boletales; Suillaceae. The record is from RefSeq and is a predicted model, not a curated record.
AUGUCAACAAAAAAAAGCCAGAAGCUUCGCCGUGAGCUCAAGGUUUGGUCAAGACUUACACGAUACAUCGUCCCACUGUACGGCACUGCAUCAGGCUUUGGCCAAAUCGUUGCCCCGGUUUACUCCUGGUAUGACAAUGGAUCGCUUUCAGGUUCUCUGGAAUCCCAUGGUCAAACCGUGUCCAUAAUCAAUUGUUUCCAACUGGAUCUGUCCGAAAGCGUACUCAUGGCUUCGCAGCUCAGUGAUAUUUCUGCGGGUUUUCAACACCUUCACUCGUGCUCCGCUGUUCAGGGCGAUCUUACUGGGGUGGAGUUUGUGGGCACGUCUUAUUUCACGUCUGCCCUGGAUGGUACUGUGCGGUUUGCCCAAGAUUACGUUCCUUCAACACUGAAUCUCACCCUUGCGCCAGGUAUUGACACCCUACUCCGAGUUGAAGCAAGCGCACAAGCUGUGGUCGCAAUUUCUCUCGGGACGGAACUGUCGCAUCCGCGAUCAUUGGUCGCCAUUGGAGUGUUAUUCUAA